AUGUGUCUACCUUUAAUCGCACCGCACCUAAUAGCCACUCCUCGCUCUCCUAUUGGUCACCACUUCCCUCGUACUUCGAGUCUCAAUGUCGGAUUCAAACAAAACGCCACGUCUCUAACCUUCGUCCAAUCACGUCGUUGCGCUGUUCAUCGUUUGGUCUCGCACGUGGCAAGGUUUUCUCCAAACGUGUCGACGUAA
This is a messenger RNA of Arabidopsis thaliana (thale cress), 198 nucleotides long. RefSeq lists its product as uncharacterized. Bases 1 to 198 code for a protein of 65 amino acids. NCBI's taxonomy places the organism in Eukaryota, Viridiplantae, Streptophyta, Magnoliopsida, Brassicales, Brassicaceae. The transcript has a single exon. The record is from RefSeq and is marked reviewed.